AUGUUUGGGGGAUUUGGUGGAGACGGGAACCCGUUCGGUGUGCAGUUUAACUUUGGCGACUUUCCGCAGCGGUUCGACGAGCAUUACCGAGUGUAUCCUGUUUCAUUCUGUGACAAGGCGCACCUGGAAGAUGGCGACAAAAUUUUGCUGCCCCCUUCUGCACUCGAGACGCUGGCGCGUCUGCACAUUGAGUAUCCGAUGUUGUUUAGAGUGACAAAUGAAGGCGUUGAGCGCUCUUCGCACUGUGGCGUGCUGGAGUUCAGUGCACCAGAAGGGAGCUGUUACAUGCCAUACUGGAUGAUGCAAAACCUUUUUGUAAAAGAAGGAGGGAUUUUGAAUGUCCAGAAUGUCUCGCUACCAAAGGCAACGUUUGUGAAGCUGCGACCACAGUCUCAAGAUUUCCUAGAUAUCUCCAACCCACGUGCAGUGUUGGAAGGCUCGCUUCGAACUUUUUCGUGCAUGACGGUGGGCGACACAAUUUGUCUCAAGUACAACAACAAGAACUACAUGUUGGACGUGCGUGAAGUGAAGCCUGCGCCUGCUGCGUGCAUUAUCGAGACCGAUUGUGAGGUGGAUUUUGAGCCUCCUGCCGAUUACGUUCCUCCCGUUCCCGCGGCCGCAAACACAGCAGCCCAAGCAGUACCAUCGGAUGUUCCUUAUGGAGGCGUUCCAACAAUGAGUGCAGAAGAUAUGAAGCGUGCUCGUUUCGGUGGGACGGAAUCUGGUGGCUUGCGCCUUAAGAAAAGCGGUGAAAAGAGUACGACAGACGCAGCAGCACUUCGUGCUGCUCGCUUACGCAAGUACGAGGCAUUUCACGGUACUGGUCACUCGCUUAGUGGACAGGGGUCAACGCACGCUAGUGCCACUUCCGUUGGCCAAUGCUUGGGAAGCAGCGGUGUUACACUCGAUGGGAGCGGCAACAGCAGUGCAGCUGUGGCGAGACCUUUUGUUGGCAAUCGAUUGAACGGUGAAGCUGUUUUUGUAGCUGAUGAGGAGGAGAAAGGUGAAGAGAAAAAGCAUGAGGAGGUGACAGAAAGCGACACACUGAAGCCUUUUCACGGCGAAGGGCGACGGCUGAGAUAA
Molecule: messenger RNA, 1083 nt
Organism: Peronospora matthiolae
Lineage: Eukaryota; Oomycota; Peronosporomycetes; Peronosporales; Peronosporaceae
Source: the annotation of a GenBank genome assembly